Messenger RNA from Alternaria burnsii, 3252 nucleotides. Its product is annotated as signal recognition particle protein. Bases 1 to 3252 code for a protein of 1083 amino acids. Gene Ontology annotation, biological process: transcription initiation at RNA polymerase II promoter; SRP-dependent cotranslational protein targeting to membrane. Gene Ontology annotation, cellular component: signal recognition particle, endoplasmic reticulum targeting. Lineage: Eukaryota; Fungi; Ascomycota; Dothideomycetes; Pleosporales; Pleosporaceae. The record is from RefSeq and is a predicted model, not a curated record. Gene Ontology annotation, molecular function: 7S RNA binding; ribosome binding; protein binding. The transcript is spliced from 4 exons.
AUGGGCGCAGCAAUGAAGGACUCUGUAGAGAAGAACGGAGGGGAUCCUGUACAAGCAGUGAAGCAAUUGUUAAGGACAGUAGUCCGUAUGUUUUACGAGACGGAGCACAUCGUCAUCAUGGACGCCCUCUGCUAUCACGGCGCACUUCCCGUGGCCGACAUGACCAUCAUUCUCGAUGCAGGCAAGAACUCGAAACAUGUUAGUAAGGUUGCGGGUAAGCUUAGGGAGGCCGGGCUGUGUUCUUCGUAUACUCAGCAUGUCCUGCGCCAGGGUGCAAACAAGGCAUCAAGCAGAGAAUUCUUCUACAUCGACUGGCGCCGCGCCGUCGACUCGGUCAAGUACAAGAUUCAUAAGAUUGACGAGGGCAUCAAAAGGGACGCGAAACCCACGACCGAAAAACCCGAAUUCAAAUGCUUGCGAUGCAAGUCCACAUACACCACCAUGCAGGCGCUUGACCAUCCCGAUGACAAUCCUGGACCAGAUGACAGUGGUUUCAUUUGCGCCAGAUGCGGCUUUCGACUGGACGAAAUCGACCAGGACGUUCAAGCAGACGACGUCGACGAUACUCCAGCCAAGUUCAACAAGCUGUUCGGACCGCUAAUCGAGAUGAUGUCGAAAAUCCAGGACAUGGGUAAUCUUCCCAAUCUGGAACCACCAGACAUCAUCAGCGAGAGGAUCGAGCUUCCUCGCGAUAGGAAUGUGGACCCUGGCACGCAGGUCGAGGUUAUUGAAACUGUCUCCCGCCCGACUGCCGUCAAGGGCAUCGAUACGGGCCCGGAGAAGAUCAACGUUCAGAUCGGUUCGAGCGCGGAGGAGAACGAGAAACAACGAGCGGCAGACAGGGCGCGCCAGGAAAAGAUGUCUUUGCAGAAUCAGCUUCCUUCUUGGCACACCAAGUCGACUGUUAUCAAAGACGCAGCAGGAAACACGACAAGUGUGAAGCGAGAAGCAGAUGGAGUAGACACUCCCAGUAUCAAAACCGAGCCAGGAGAUAGCGUGGCCACUAAUCAGAACCUCGAUGCUGUCUUUGCCCAGAUCGAGGCCGAGCGCCGCAGGAAGGAGCAGGAAGAGGACGAUGACGAGGAGGAUGAGGAUGAGGAUGAGUUUGAAGACGUUGACGUGGGUACACCCAGCGCUCUUCCGGAUGCAAAACGUGUCAAGCUGGAAUCGUCCGCUGCCCCUACGCCUUCGGCUGCUGCAACUCCAGCUGCAGCAACUCCAGCCGCGUCGAAUGGUGGCGACGAGAGCGAAGAGGAUGAAUUCGAAGAUAUAAAGCGCGAACCGACCAUGGCCGCAUCCACCAAAUCACUCUCCUCGCUGCUUGCACAAGCUACCAUCGACGACCACGACGAAGUGCUAAAGGCCACCAAUGCGGCGCUCAAGAAAUCCAAGGGCGAUCUGGACGCGCAGCACACAAAAGCGAUAGCAUUGCUGCACUUGGACCGUUAUGAGGAUGCAUUAGAGGUGUUUGAGGGGGCGCAAGAGUUGCAGGAGAAGGCGCGGUUCGAGUACGCAUAUGCGCUCUACAAGACUGGCAAUGCAGCAAAGGCUGCGGAAGUGGCCACAGCCGCGGGUUCAGAUGCAGGUCGGGGGAUGAAGCACAUGCUUGCUCAGGCCGCAUACCGAUCCGAGAACUUCGCGCAGGCCACCAGGAUUUAUAAGGAACUCGCAGACCAAAACGUCGAAAGCGAAGAGUACGAUAUCCGCAUCAACUCGGGGGCUGUAGACGCGCAACUGGAAUGGACUGGGCAAGGCGAGCUCGCGCAAAAGAAGCAGCCCACACGUGAAGAUCUGGAAGUCUUCGAAACGGCCUUCAACGCGGCAUGCGGCAGCAUAUCCCGCAAUGAGUUUGGACAAGCCCAAGUGUGUCUCAAGCGCGCGAAGGAUCUGUGCAAUGCACUCUCGGACCUUAGCGAAGAAGAAAAACAGGCCGAGUUACUGCCAAUUACUGUUCAGCAAGUCUAUGUCCUGACGCAACUGGGCAAGAUUGACGAGGCCGAGGAACUGGCCACCAAGAUUCCUUUUGCAGACAUCAAGGAACUCUCGACCCGCUACAUUGCCCAGGUCAACAGCAUCGCCGCCUCCAAAGAGCACUCAAACCCUUACCUCUCCCAUCGUCUCUUCCACGCAUCGCCGCAACCUCCCGUUACCGAUCAGCAUUUCUCCCACCAGUCCAACAUUCUACGACAAGAUGAAUACGUUAUGGCAUUGCUGUCGCAGAAGGUCGCGGGCGUGGCAUCUUCGACUGAGAAGGUCAUCUCCGCGUCGCCUGCACCAUCUCUGUCUCCUGCCGUCAACAUGGCAGCAGUGUUGAAUGCGGCAGCUCACGCAAGGAAUGCAGACACCGAGAAAGCUGCAUUGAAGGAGAUCGUACCGUUGCUAGAAAAGAGGCCAGCUGAUGUGGGUCUCAUACUCACGAUAACGCACUUGUACGUUAUUACAAACAACUACGCCGCUGCGACACAUUUGCUAGAAUCGUUUUUCAAGCGAUUGGAACAGAGUGGCUCAGCAUCCGAUUUAGACGUUCGUUUUGCACCAGGACUUAUUGCUGCACUUGUGUCGCUAUAUGCACAGCAAGGUCGACCAGGCGCUUCCAAGAACGAGCUAGCAAAGGCAGCUGAGUACUGGCGGAAACCUCACAAGUCGAAAACGGAAGCGCCAUCCAAGUCUCUGAUGGUCGCUGCUGGCACAGCACUUCUCGACACUCAUAACCCCGACAACGUCAAAACUGCAGGAGAGAUCUUCCAGGGCUUGUAUGACCAAGAUAACGAAGACCGGGCUUCUAUCGCUGGUCUUGUAGCUGCAUAUAGCAUCACAGACCCAUCAUCAAUACCUGCAGACCUCCUGGCUUACUUGCCAGAAGCCAAUCGUCUAGUUUCUGAUAUCGACGCAGUUGAGCUUGAGAAUGCAGGUGUUCCACUUGGUACCCUCACAUCAGUUAACCUCGGAGCGGAGUCAAGGAAACGUAGCCUUGCGCCCAACAAGGAGGUACCGGCCAAGUCGAAGAGGUUGCGUAAGUCGAGAGUGCCAAAGGACUAUGUCGAGGGUAAGAAGAUGGACCCCGAACGAUGGCUUCCAAUGCGUGAUAGGAGCUACUACCGUCCCAAGGGUAGGAAAGGAAAGAAAAGGGCAGAAGGCCUUACCCAGGGUGGUGUUGUGGAGAAUGACAAGGGCACACCGGCCGCUCAAGAGAAGAAGGGCGGUGCAGACAAGGGAAAGAACAAGAAGAAGGGCAAGGGUGGUAAGUGGUGA